CCGCUCCCCCCCCGCCACCCCCCACCCCCCCCCACACAUCCACCUCUAUCCACCUCCGUCUCCCGCCGCAGCAGCGAGAAACGCACGAGGGGUACGGCUCCUGAGAUCGCCGCGAGGCUCCAGUCCUCGCGUCCCGCUGUGCCUCCGCUCCCAAAGGUUUUUGGAAAAUAGUUCGUUGGUGUUAGGUGUUUCUCAAAAGGGUAAAUGGGAUCAGAAGGACCUUCAGUUGUGACUGUCCAUGUUACUGGAUUUAAGAAGUUUCAUGGGGUUGCUGAGAACCCAACUGAGAAAAUUGUGACCAAUCUUAAGUCUUUUAUGGAAAAGAGAGGGUUGCCAAAAAAUCUUGUGCUCAGCAGCUGCACAGUUCUUGAAACAGCAGGGCAGGGUGCACUUGGCACAUUACAUAAAGUUUUAGAAUCUGCUAUCACAGACAGAGAGAACGGGUCGUCGGCGCAGGGACAAGUAAUCUGGAUCCACUUUGGGGUCAACAGUGGCGCAACAAGGUUUGCACUUGAGAACCAAGCUGUUAAUGAAGCCACCUUCCGUUGUCCAGAUGAGCUAGGAUGGAAACCUCAGCGGGUCCCAAUUGUUCCAUCUGAUGGAAGCAUCUCGCGGACAAGAGAGACUACGCUCCCAGUGAACGAAUUAACCAAGUCACUCCGGAAGAUAGGCUAUGACGUGGUGCCUUCGGAUGACGCUGGCCGAUUCGUGUGCAACUACGUGUACUACCACUCUCUUCGGUUUGCAGAGCAACAUGGCAUCAAAUCGCUGUUCGUGCAUGUGCCACUCUUCUUGACGAUCGACGAGGAGGUCCAGAUGCACUUUGUUGCUUCCCUUCUCGAACUUCUUGCAUGCUCGAACUAGGAAGAACAGUCUGAAGCAUAGCGGUUCGACCUGGAAGAUGUAAAGUUGAAAGCAGACUGAAUAAGGUGGUGUGGUGAUUGAUAAGUUAAUCUUGCUCCAAGGGGUGUGUUUGGGAGGGGGGGGGGGGGGGGGAGGGAAGGUGCUGCAUAGAGUCAUUGUAUCUUCCUGUGGCCAAUUGCGGCUUGUAUGCAUGCACAUGUGCUGUAAACAUGGCUGAAACUGAAAAAUUGGGAACUUGGUUUUCAAUAAAAUUAGAGCGGAUGGAUUACACGUGACGAAA
Panicum hallii is the source of this 1144-nucleotide messenger RNA. Its product is annotated as pyrrolidone-carboxylate peptidase-like. The transcript is spliced from 6 exons. Gene Ontology annotation, molecular function: pyroglutamyl-peptidase activity. Gene Ontology annotation, cellular component: cytosol. Gene Ontology annotation, biological process: proteolysis. The coding region runs from base 205 to 864 and encodes 219 amino acids. The record is from RefSeq and is a predicted model, not a curated record. Lineage: Eukaryota; Viridiplantae; Streptophyta; Magnoliopsida; Poales; Poaceae.